Molecule: messenger RNA, 1548 nt
Organism: Eruca vesicaria subsp. sativa (arugula)
Lineage: Eukaryota; Viridiplantae; Streptophyta; Magnoliopsida; Brassicales; Brassicaceae
Source: the annotation of a GenBank genome assembly
UUUUGCUACAUUAUUGAUCUCAACAAAUUAUUAAAUGAGUAGGAACACUAGUUUGUUCAUUUUGACAAAGACGAAACCUCGUUUAUUACUCCUUUUGGUUCUUUAUUGUUAAAUCUUUUGUAUAUAAGAGUUCGAGAUGCAAGUGCAUAUCUCCGCAUAGCAUUAGAAAAGUUUCAAAAAAUAAAAAACAUUGAAUAUUAAUGGAGUCGUUUGAUCUUUCUAAUGAAAGAAAAGCGUUCGACGAGAUGAAAAUGGGCGUGAAAGGCCUGGCGGAUUCGGGAAUCACUGAGAUUCCUCCCAUGUUUCGUGCACCUCCGACUAUUUUAGCAAGCUUGAAAGCAGCACAUCAGCAGGUGAAGAUCCCAACCAUCGAUCUCAAGGGAGGAAGCGUGAAGUACAAGAACCAAGAUUCGAUGACAAGGAGGGACGUGGUGGAGCAGGUCAGAGAAGCGGCUGAGAAAUGGGGUUUCUUCCGAGUGACCAACCACGGGAUCUCGCUCGAGUUGCAGGAGAAGAUGCUUGGAGGGAUUCGUGGGUUUCACGAGCAAGACCCACAAGUUAGAAAACAGUUCUACUGUCGUGAUCACACUCGAAACUUUCUUUACUACACCAACGUUGAUCUCUUCACCUCUGCUUCCGCCAGUUGGAGAGAUACGAUUAUUUGCUAUACGGCCCCUGAUCCUCCCCGAUCUCAGGACUUGCCUGCCGUCUUCGGGGAGACUAUGUUGGAGUACUCAAAGGAAGUGAUGAGGUUAGGUGAAUUGAUCUUUGAGCUUCUAUCAGAGGCUUUGGGAUUGAACCCUAAUCACCUCAAGGAUAUGGACUGCGCCAAGUCUCAAAUGAUGACUGGCCAAUACUACCCACCUUGCCCUCAGCCUGACCUUACUUUAGGCUUAAGCAAGCACUCCGACUUUGCUUUUCUCACCGUUCUACUUCAGGACAAUAUUGGAGGGCUUCAAGUUCUACAUGACCAAGCCUGGAUUGAUGUUCCUCCUGUCCCUGGAUCUUUUGUCAUUAACAUUGGAGAUCUUCUACAGUUCAUAACAAAUGACAGGUUCAUAAGCGCGGAGCAUAGGGUGAUAGCGCAUGGAUCUUCAAAAGCGAGGGUUUCAGUGCCAUGUUUCUUUACCACGUUCAAGAAGGCGAAUCCUCGUGUAUAUGGACCCAUCAAAGAGCUUCUUUCAGAAGAUAACCCUCCCAAGUAUAGAGACUGUUCCAUCACCGAGUUCUCAAACAUCUUCAGUUCAAAAGAGAUUACCAUUCCUAGGUUACUCCAUCUCAGAAUCUGAAACAUUCAUCAUCAAUUGGUAUAUUCAGUCCAACUCUUAGUUACUUUUGGUCUUCCUCGAUCCGAUAAUAUUUACCGCGACACUAAUUCCUCUCCCUUCAAACGUGUUUGUAAAAUCUUUGAAAACCAGUAUAUUUCAUCUUCAAGCCAUCAUGUAAUACAAUAGUGUACACUUUAUCGAAGCUUAUAGCCUCAUUAUAAUUCGUUUUCUCAUAAAGAAUUUAUAUCUUUGUACGUAAAUGGAAAGAUCCAGCCCUGGA